GUCCCUGGAAGCAAAUAUAAAACAUGGCUCUCCUGAGAAAAAUCAAUCGGAUCCUGCUGGUGCUGCUGGUGCUGAUGGUGUGCCUCCUCCUGCGCAGUACACUGCUCAGAGCCUCCGCUCGGCCAAGACUCUCAGAGAACAGGAAAAGCCCCAAGAAUGCAGGACAAGUUUCUCCGGACCACGCUGCAGAAGCGCAUGAUGUCGUGCCCGUCGUCAUCUGUGCAUCAGAGGAGCGCAUGGGUGCCUCCAUGGCAACCAUCAACAGCAUCAUCAGCAACACAGACGCCAGUGUUUUCUUCUACGUUGUUACUCUUCGUGAUGCUGUCAAACUCACGAGGAGGUACAUAGAGAAGACAAAACUCAAAGGCAUCCGCUACAAGAUAGUGGAAUUUAACCCGAUGGUCCUUGUUGGAAAAGUGAAGCCAGAUUCAUCUCGACCUGAUCUCUUACAUCCCCUCAACUUUGUGCGGUUUUACCUCCCUCUGCUCGACAUCCUCCACAAGAGGGUUAUAUACUUAGAUGAUGACAUCAUCGUGCAGGGUGACAUCAGGGAUCUGUUUAAUAUCAAACUGAAGCCAGGACACGCGGCUGCGUUCGCCACAGACUGCGACCUUCCCUCCACACACGAGAUGGUGCGCAGCAUCGGGAUGCAGACAACCUACAUGGGCUUCCUGGACUACAGGAAACAGGAAGUGAAAGACCUGGGCAUCAACCCCAGCGACUGCUCUUUCAACCCUGGAGUCUUUGUGGCAGAUAUGAACGAGUGGAAGAAGCAGAAGGUCACCAAAGAGCUGGAGAAGUGGAUGGAGGAGAAUUUCAGACAAAACAUAUACAGCAGUGCCAUGGCAGGGGGCGUGGCAACCCCACCCAUGCUAAUCGUGUUUCAUGACAAAUACACAAUACUGGACCCUCUGUGGCACGUCAGGCACCUGGGCUGGAGUCCGGAUGUCCAUUACCCAGAGAACUUCCUCCAGGAGGCGCACCUCCUCCACUGGAACGGCCCGUUCAAACCCUGGAACUACCCUGCUGUGCAUUUAGAUCGCUGGGAGAAGUGGUUCAUCCCAGACCCCUCUGGAAGGUUCUCUUUGGAACGUCCUGACGACGACAGCUGAGGUCUGUGACUGCGGCGCCAAGGAGCCGGUCAGAGGGUCACGUGACACACGCUUACAGUGACAGGGCGAAAGAAUAAAUCCAUGAAUGUAACACUGAAAACCAGCGAGACACCAAACUGUGACCAAUCUAAAGAGUGUCUGUUACUGGUAACACUCGCAGGUACAAAUAUUACUCAUUACUUUCAGCAGUGACUUCAAAGAGAACAUAAGAGACUGAACACAGGCGUGUUGUGUGUUUGUGAAACGUGUCGCAUUAUAAAAACUGUAUUUAUUUUUUUUUAAUUUGUUCAUUUCAGGCACAACAAAUACAUAUAUUGAACAAAAA
Pelmatolapia mariae (spotted tilapia) is the source of this 1437-nucleotide messenger RNA. It is a transcript of the gene glt8d2, whose product is annotated as glycosyltransferase 8 domain containing 2. Bases 24 to 1112 code for a protein of 362 amino acids. The transcript has 9 exons. Gene Ontology annotation, cellular component: Golgi apparatus. NCBI's taxonomy places the organism in Eukaryota, Metazoa, Chordata, Actinopteri, Cichliformes, Cichlidae. The record is from RefSeq and is a predicted model, not a curated record. Gene Ontology annotation, molecular function: glycosyltransferase activity.